AUACUCAAACCACAGAGUAGUGUUGUAGUUUUUAAACUGAAAUUUCAAUAAGCAUUCAAAUUAAAAAAAACAAUAUGUAUUACCGGAGUCCCAUUGAUUUAUUUUUAAUUUCAACAUAUGUAAUGUUCUACUGCUUAGGUUCCCUCAACUGUGAUAAUAUUAAAAGUAUUAAUUUACCUGAAGAACUAUUACCUUAUUAUUUCAGCCAAUUCCCAUCAAUUUCAAGUGAAUGUGAGAAAGAUGAUAACUGCCCUUAUAAAAAAUUCAUAGGAAGUAAUAAAUGUUGGGGUUAUGAAUCAAAUUGUUCCCAUGCUCGUCAGUAUUCAAUACCUAGGUGCCCAGGAGACCAUCGAGGCUGGGUGAAAUCGAAAUUUGAUCAACAGAAUACAUUUUAUUAUCAGGCUGAUUUUGGAUAUGUGAAACAACAAUUAGAAGGAAUGAGGCUUUAUUGUGAGCCACUCUUCAUUGACGACAGUUCUCUAGAAUGUACAGAAAAUUUGAGGUUUUGUCGUGGAAGAAAUAUCAUGAUAGAUUUCACAUCAUUAUCAAAAAGGAAUGAACCUAUUAGGUAUAAAAUGGAUGUUUUAUCGGAUGGUGAUAUAGGAGGAUAUUGUGAAUUCAAAAAAGAAUUAUUGGAUAAACAACUGGAUCAUAUGAGUCCGUUACAGAGUUGGGCACCUGAAUUCAGGUAUUUCACUAGGCUUAAACAUAAACCUAUCAUAGAAGGAGACUGUGAUGUUAUUUUAGAAAAACCCACAUAUAUUUUGAAGAUUGAUGCUACAGUUAAUAUGUACCACCAUUUUUGUGAUUUCCUGAAUCUCUAUGCAUCCUUGCAUGUCAACGCGAGUCAUUGGAGUGCUUUUUCAACAGAUGUUCACAUAUUAAUUUGGGAGACUUACACAUACAGAUCCUCAUUUCAAGACACUUGGAAAGCCUUUACAGAUCAUCCAGUUUGGGAUUUGAAAGUUUUCAAAGGAAAAAAAGUAUGCUUCAGAAAUGUUGUGUUCCCUUUAUUGCCUAGAAUGAUAUUCGGGCUUUAUUAUAACACACCCAUAAUUUAUGGUUGUGAAGGAAGCGGACUCUUUAAUGCUUUCUCAAAACACAUCUUGCAUAGAUUGAAAAUUCCAUUCAACGAAAGAUCUAGCAGAAGAAUAAGGAUUACAUUUUUGUCAAGAGACACGAGAUAUAGAAGAAUACUUAACGAGGAUGAGAUAGUGACAAGAUUGAACAAAAACAGAAAUUAUGAAGUUUUGAAAAUAAGUUACAACCAACAUGUACCUUUUAAAACGCAAUUAGAAAUUACAAGAAAUACUGAUAUAUUUAUAGGAAUCCACGGGGCUGGUUUGACCCAUCUUUUAUUCCUCCCAGAGUGGGCUGCUGUUUUUGAAGUUUAUAACUGCGAAGAUCCAAAUUGCUAUUUAGAUUUAGCGAGAUUGGCAGGUGUAAAAUAUUUCACUUGGACUAACACAUCACUGUUAGAAACAGUAAAUGAUGGUUCUUAUGAAGGUGGGGCUCAUGCAAAAUUUGUUAAUUAUUAUUUCGAUGUAUCAGAAUUUUUGAACAUUGUUGAAAAAGCUGCUAAGCAUGUUAAGAAUCACCCAUCCUUUAUAAAGCUUUUUGAAGAUACUGCCCACAGUCACGAGGACCUCUGAAUUGCCAUAAUGUGAGUAAAAUUCUUAUAAACUUUUAAUUUCUGUACUAAGAAUCUAAUUUCAAUGAUACCAGAUGUUUUUGUUCUCAUUUUCACAUGUUUAGAAGUUCAUUUUUGUAGACAUGGCUGAAAUAAUUUUCAUUGUAUUGAGAUUUUUCCCGAUAGAUCUGUUAGGCAUAUAAAAUUCUCAUAGUUGUAUGUCACUACUGUUGAUAUAUAUUAUUUUUAUUGAUGACUAUUUCAGAAAAAAAUGUAAUUCAGAAUGAAUGAAUUGAAACUGCUUUUAUUAAAACAAUAUUUAAUAAAUCUUAAUCAUUUGAUGAAAA
Molecule: messenger RNA, 1977 nt
Organism: Coccinella septempunctata (seven-spotted ladybird)
Lineage: Eukaryota; Metazoa; Arthropoda; Insecta; Coleoptera; Coccinellidae
Gene: Eogt
Product: EGF domain-specific O-linked N-acetylglucosamine transferase
Exons: 4
Coding region: 75-1652 (525 amino acids)
Cellular component (GO): endoplasmic reticulum lumen
Molecular function (GO): protein N-acetylglucosaminyltransferase activity
Source: RefSeq, a predicted model, not a curated record